AUGCAGCGCCGCGACGACCCCACCGGUCGUUUAUCGCGAGGGCAGGGUCCCGGUGGCCGCGCUCCGCAGCCGCGCCGGCCGCCCCGUGGCGGAGGAGCCCGCGGUGCUUCCAGCGGGGCGCAGCCGCCUCCCGGUGUGGUUGCGGGCGACGGGGCCUCAGGGCAGGGAGGCUCCGGUGGUUCGGCCCAGAUGGUUGGAGGCAAGAUGGAGCCGGAGAACAAAUAUCUUCCUGAGCUGAUGGCCGAGAAGGACAGCCUGGACCCGUCCUUCACGCACGCCAUGCAGCUCCUGACCGCAGAAAUUGAAAAAAUCCAGAAGGGUGAACCAACGAAGAAGGAUGAGGAAGAAAAUUACCUGGAUUUAUUUUCUCACAAGAAUAUGAAACUGAAAGAACGAGUUCUGAUCCCUGUCAAACAAUACCCCAAGCUGACUCUUUCUGUGUCCUUUUUUUUCUCCCCCCUGUGUGUGUCCUUUUCCCAGGACAUGAUGGAUGACAUCUGCCAGGAGCAGUUCCUGGAGCUCUCUUAUCUCAACGGGGUCCCAGAGCCCAACCGUGGCCGAGGGGUCCUGGGGCGGGGCCGUGGGGCAGCCCCACCUCCACCUGUGCCCAGUCCCCACCCUUGCCAGGGCUAUGAUGACACAUAUGCAGAGCAGAGCUAUGAGGGUUAUGAAGGCUGCUACUACAGCCAGGGCCAAGGGUGA
Molecule: messenger RNA, 702 nt
Organism: Sturnus vulgaris (Common starling)
Lineage: Eukaryota; Metazoa; Chordata; Aves; Passeriformes; Sturnidae
Source: RefSeq, a predicted model, not a curated record